AUGGCGUGGCAGGUGAGUGUGCCCGAGCUGGAGGACCGCCUGCAGUGCCCCGUCUGCCUGGAGGUCUUCAAGGAGCCCCUGAUGCUGCAGUGCGGCCACUCUUACUGCAAGGGCUGCCUGCUGUCCCUGUCCCGCCACCUGGACUCGGAGCUGCGCUGCCCUGUGUGCCGGCAGGAGGUGGACUCCAGCAGCUCCCCGCCCAACGUCUCCCUGGCACGUGUGAUCGAAGCCCUGCAGCUCCCCGGGGACCCGGAGCCCCAGGUCUGCACCCAUCACCGGAACCCACUCAGCCUCUUCUGCGAGAAGGACCAGGAGCUUAUCUGCGGCCUCUGCGGCCUGCUGGGCUCCCACCAGCACCACCGGGUCACCCCCGUCUCCACUGUCUAUAGCCGCAUGAAGGAGGAGCUAGCAGCCCUCAUCUCCGACCUGAAGCAGGAGCAGAAGAAGGUGGAAGAACAAGUCGCCAAACUGGUGAACAACAGGACCCGGAUUGUCAACGAGUCUGAUGUCUUCAGCUGGGUGAUCCGCCGCGAGUUCCAGGAGCUGCACCACCUGGUGGACGAGGAGAAGGCCCGCUGCCUAGAGGGGGUGGAGGGUCACACCCGUGGCCUCGUGGCCUCGCUGGACAUGCAACUGGAGCAGGCCCGGGGCGCUCAGGAGCGGCUGGCCCAGGCCACGUGUAUGCUGGAGCAGUUUGGGAACGAGAGUCACUACGAGUUCAUCCGGUACCACUCCACGGCCUCCAGCGCAGAGCUCCAGCAGGCCCGGCUCUUGGAAGGUGCAUUCAGCCCCAUCUCCUUCAAACCAGGCCUGCACCAGGCCGACAUCAAGCUGACGGUGUGGAAAAGGCUCUUCCGAAAGGUUCUGCCAGCCCCAGAGUCCCUCAAGCUGGAUCCCACCACGGCCCACCCGCUCCUGGAGCUCUCCAAGGGCAACACAGUGGUGCAGUGCGGGCUCCUGGCCCAGCGGCGCGCCAGCCAGCCCGAGCGCUUCGACUACAGCACGUGCGUCCUGGCCAGCAGGGGCUUCUCCUGCGGCCGCCACUACUGGGAGGUGGUGGUGGGCAGCAAGAGCGACUGGCGCCUGGGGGUCAUCAAGGGCACGGCCAGUCGCAAGGGCAAGCUGAACAAGUCCCCAGAGCACGGCGUGUGGCUCAUCGGCCUGAAGGAGGGUCGGGUGUACGAGGCCUUCAGCUGCCCGCGGGUGCCCCUGCCCGUGGCCGGCCACCCCCACCGCAUCGGCGUCUACUUGCACUACGAGCAGGAGCUCACCUUCUUCGAUGCUGACCGCCCCGAUGACCUGCGGCUGCUCUACACGUUCCAGGCCGACUUCCAGGGCAAGCUCUACCCCAUCCUGGACACAUGCUGGCACGAACGGGGUAGCAACUCCCUGCCCAUGGUGCUGCCCCUGCCCAGCGGGCCAGGCCACCUCACCCCCUCGCAGCCCACCAAGCUCUAG
Molecule: messenger RNA, 1458 nt
Organism: Sus scrofa (pig)
Lineage: Eukaryota; Metazoa; Chordata; Mammalia; Artiodactyla; Suidae
Gene: TRIM50
Product: tripartite motif containing 50
Molecular function (GO): protein binding; zinc ion binding
Source: RefSeq, marked provisional